Messenger RNA from Fusarium odoratissimum NRRL 54006, 696 nucleotides. RefSeq lists its product as uncharacterized. The transcript has a single exon. Gene Ontology annotation, biological process: secondary metabolite biosynthetic process. The record is from RefSeq and is a predicted model, not a curated record. Gene Ontology annotation, molecular function: monooxygenase activity; FAD binding. Bases 1 to 696 code for a protein of 231 amino acids. NCBI's taxonomy places the organism in Eukaryota, Fungi, Ascomycota, Sordariomycetes, Hypocreales, Nectriaceae.
AUGGCGCCAUCUGUUGAACACUUCAAAUUCCGGAUUCUUAUAGUGGGCGCCGGACCCGUCGGUUUGACCGCGGCUGCAGCACUCAGUCAAGAUGGGCACUCUGUAACUGUCCUCGAAAAACAUCCUGACCUCCAGGCCCAAGGUGGUACACUUACCGUCCAACCAGCCGCCGCACGAACGUACACGCACAUCGGGCUCGGCGCAGCUCUGGAAGCUAUCAGCAUCACUGGCCAUGGCCUCCAUUUUUGGUCGUAUAAGGACUCCUCUGGGCCUAUAGGUGUUGUGUCUUACGGGAACAUGAAAGCGUUUAUGAAUGAGAGGCCAGCUGUGCAACGGAUGGCAUACGAUGCGUCGAUCGCAGCUGGAGUGACUGUUUCGUUCGAUUGUCAUGUCAUUGGGCUAGGCCAGAACGCGUUGCCCGUCAGAUUGUGGACGGCAGAUGGCCGAGAAUACACCGCCGACCUCAUAAUUGCAGCGGAUGGAAUCAAGUCCAAGAUUCAGCGAAUGAUAUACCCGGAUAGAGAUGUCGGGCCAGUUCCUACUCGCGAGUUCAUAUUUCAAUCCCAGGUACCUCAUGAUAUCCUCAUAUCGGACGAUCGCGUGGCUCCCUACCUCGCACCAAAUACGCCCACGGCACACUGGGUCCCAGCAAGUUCUCCAUUUGUCGAGCGACAGCGGAAGGCAGCUUCGCAAUGA